Messenger RNA from Anopheles funestus (African malaria mosquito), 1579 nucleotides. RefSeq lists its product as uncharacterized. Bases 251 to 850 code for a protein of 199 amino acids. NCBI's taxonomy places the organism in Eukaryota, Metazoa, Arthropoda, Insecta, Diptera, Culicidae. The record is from RefSeq and is a predicted model, not a curated record. The transcript is spliced from 5 exons.
UUGUUGUCUGUGGAAAGGUAAGUAGAAAUGAGAUUUUAAGUUGAUUAUGUACAGUGUAAUUAUGAAUAUUUACCAUCAAUCCGGAACCGUCGCCUUAACCGUAGAGCUAUCGCGAUCUUGCUGAUGAGGCUCAUAGCAAAGGCGGUUUUGUGAUGUUCGUUGUUAUCUGCAAAAGCUUAACUUUUGUUCGAGUGAAUCGAUGAGCAGUUUAUUUCAAAGUGUUAAGUAAAGAUUCUUUUGUUUUAGCAAAAUGUAUAACCAAUCCAGUGAAGCAAAUCAAAUCGAGAAGAUGAACAACCAAAAAGAGAUAUAUUCCGAUAUUGUAAAUAUUCGAAAGGAUCCUCAACAUACUUCGCAACAAUUUUUUAACAACACACCACCAAUUCCAUCGUCAUCUCAACCAAGAAUAUUGAGUGUUUUGGAAUUACCGCGUCUCAUAACUUUUCCUCGCUUGGAAGCUGUGUCGACGAUCACCGACAACAACAACAACAACUUAACAAGUCAACAACUAUCGCCGAACAACCCAUUUCAACCAACAAACACGGAAAUCACGCUAUCGCCAAACAAUCCGUUUUCCCAGCCAAUCCCAAAAAAGACCGAUAUUCGAUAUCUGUGUUCUCCCAACAAUCCGUUUUCACCUCAACCUAUCGCACACGAUGUUAAACAACAAAAUAGUAUAAGCACCGUUUCUAGUGGUAAGCGUAAAAAAGUUAUGUUAAAAAUUAUUACCUAUUUUAGCAGAAACGAUCAUCAUCAUAUUUACUAUUUGCAGUACAAAAAAAAAGGAAAAUCAUGGAAGAUUUCGCGCCCGUCGAUACCAACCAAAUAUCUGAAUUAUUUGAGGGAUUAAGAGUGACCUUAAGUAAAAAAAUUGAUGAAAAUUUCGACGUGCUCAAUGACAAGGUCAAUGCGUUGCAUAAUCGGAUUGAUUAUAUUGAUAAGAAAAUGGAUAUAGUUCUUAAAAAUUCAGCAAAAGUGACAUCCCAUGUGGAUGAAUUGGUUGCGGCCACUUGUCCUCGCGCAGGAAUUUUUCCGAGGACAGAAUUUCAUUUGACGCCGAUUAGUUCAGAAGAAGAAAUUAUAUCAUUUAAUGACAAACUUUCUUCUGAUCCUGAGUUCAGAAAACAGGUGGUGUCAUGGAUGCAAAUGCAAAUAACACGCGCAGACAUUGAUAACCGUUUGCACGAGGCAAUAGAUUUAAUAUUUACAAAAACAUUUUUUUCUACUAUGAAUUGGACAGGAAUUAGUAAAACAGCAGGUGUUAAAAAAAUAGGAUUAGGAUGCUUUAGCAAUAUAUUAGAUUUAUUUAUAGAUAUAAGUAGUAAUAACUUGGCAAAACCCACUAUUUCGUUUGUAGGAUAUUUUUUAAAGAAUAAAUUGAAGCAUUCUAAGGAGCGUCUUCACAUUCUUGAAACCAAGAGGACGUCGUCUCAUACAGUGAAGCGUUCGUAGACGGUUUCAAUGUUUUUUGCAACAUAUUUUUACUGUUUAAUUUAAAUUUCAUUAACUUCCAUAUCCAUUUUCUAUUUAGUUUAUUAGUUUAUUGAUGAUGAAUUAAUUGAAUUAAUUGCUGCACCGU